Messenger RNA from Hemicordylus capensis (graceful crag lizard), 5926 nucleotides. It is a transcript of the gene ZBTB2, whose product is annotated as zinc finger and BTB domain containing 2. Gene Ontology annotation, biological process: regulation of transcription by RNA polymerase II. NCBI's taxonomy places the organism in Eukaryota, Metazoa, Chordata, Lepidosauria, Squamata, Cordylidae. Bases 2700 to 4241 code for a protein of 513 amino acids. Gene Ontology annotation, cellular component: nucleus. Gene Ontology annotation, molecular function: protein binding; RNA polymerase II cis-regulatory region sequence-specific DNA binding; DNA-binding transcription factor activity, RNA polymerase II-specific. The record is from RefSeq and is a predicted model, not a curated record. The transcript is spliced from 2 exons.
UCCCGUCUCUCGCGCGCCUUGGGCGCCUCAGCCUCCCUCGCGUUGCUUACGUCGCCCCGCGCCGUCGUCCGUCCUCCGUAGGCCCCUCCCCCUCCGUGCGUUUCGUGUGCGCGCACGUGGGGGCCGGCGUCGCGUGCGGAGGGGAAGGGGGCGUGGCGUGCCGCGGCACCUUCUGGCUGUCUCGGCCAGAGGCGGCGGUGACGGCGCGCUGCGGCCUCGCGGCUUCCCUGUAUAGCUCCCUUCCCCCUCCCGCGCCACAGUGGUAGCCAAUAGGAGACGCCGUCGCCGCAGGCACAGCGUGAUUCACCGAGAGAAGGGGAGGAUGUGAGAGCGAAGGGAAGAUUCCAGUCCUCCACCGCUAUUGGCUGCUGUUGCUCUCUCCUGAUCCUAUUGAAGCCCAGGAGCAUUUCGUCCUUGCCCGAGUUCUGCCAGCUUGCGCAUGCACUUGCUUCUGGCGUUCUUCGGCAGUCUUGGGAAGGGAGGAAUCCCCGGCUGAGCUCGCCGGAUGCUUCCCAUCGGGUUGCCAUUGUCCUGGGAGCUCCAGGAAUCGGCACCAGUUUCCAGAAGAGCAUUUUAAAGCAAUCCUUGAGAUCUUGGUGGCUUGAUAGUGUGAAAAAUGGGGGUGGGACACGUCUCCAGGGGCUUUUCCAAAGGGAGCUUGCACGCAGCUUCGCAACACUUAGGCGUUAGAGGAUGGAACUAUUUAUUAUUCUUUUAUUAUUAUUUAUUCAAUUUCUAUUUACAGCUAUGUCAGACUGGCGGCAGAAGGUGCCAUUCCUACAGCCAAUGGCAUUAUUCAGCUUUGCUCCUGACUAUUCGCAGUUACUGCAUGUAUUACAGGGGUCCUAAAAAAGUAGCACUUGGGUGCCCUGCUUAAAACACCUUAACUUUAGGCUCUUCCUGCUGCUUGUCUGGGAAAGCUCCAAGAGUAGCUGGGUGCGAUUUUCUAACCAAGUCCAGUAGGGGGCUAGGCUUUCUUUGCUGCUGAGAUGCAGUUAGAAUUUCGACCCUGUGCUCCAAGCUGUAGGAGUUUUCUUUGAAAACUUUUUAUUUGCAAAAUAGGGGUGAAAAAUCAGUCCACAAUACUCCGCUUAAGUAUUUAAAGGGAGUACUUUAAAUUGGGUCUCAGUUGCUUUGAAUUUAAAUACUGCAGCUCUGUGGAUGGAAAAAGCCAUUACUAGUGGGUCACUUAGAAGCCAAGAGUAUUGUUCAAAUAACUUUGAACUUAAGCCCAUAUAAAGUAGUUAUACAGAAAUCAACUUUCUCACAUUGCUGCCCCAAUCCUGAAUUUCCUAUGCCCUGCAAGCCUACUUGCAUGGUCUCUUGAAGUCAAAGCUUCAGUAUUUUGAAUCCCAACAGGCAGAACAGGGAAAAUGCCAGGUGUCAAAGACGAUGACACCUUGGCAUUUGAAUACAUGCCCCCACCCAAGGGGUUUAGGCACUUCAGAUAAAAUCUUGGUUCCACAAACCGUUCCACAGCAAUGCCUUACAUGUUUUAGUACAAAUUUUAGCACUUUUAUCACUCUUGGGCUCCAUUGUUCAUUUUUUCAAAACCCAGUUCCUUUAUGUUUAUUACUAAAACACAUUAAGCCCAUCACUUAAACUCUUAGUACUAUGCAGAUCCUAUUAAAGUUACUGGCAAGUUCCCAACUGAUUUUAAUUUCUGAGGCUCAUACACUGUUUAGUGUCAGUUUGUUGUGCUGUACAACCACAUCUUUAACAUAAUCUCUAUCCAAGUUUUUAUGGAAAUUUAUUUUCAUCGAGAUUUUGUUUUACAGAAUUGUUCUUAAUCAUACAUUGUUAUUAUUCAAAUAUUAACUAAAUAUAAGUAGUGUAGCAUUUCCUGUUAAAAACAGCAUCAGUAUCAGCAUAAUUAAAUAAAUUUAUAUCCAUCAUUAAGUUUUGAGACUAUCCCACUGUCGUAUCUCAUCUCAUUCUAAUAUAAUUCGUUAACUUUGCAUAACCACUUAUUCUUGACUCUUAUUUUCCAGUUCAAGAGUACUAGGAAUGGAAGGUGCUUUCCACAUCUUAGCAUAACAUGUAUGCUAUAGUUAUCAAGUACAAUCAGUUUUUGAUGUUGUGUAGGCUAAACUUUCAUUUAGUAAAACUAGCAGGGAAUCUAACUCUUAUUUGAUAUUAAUCUUCUUUUGUUUUAUUUCUUAUUUUUCUCCAAUAUUUUGCAUAGCUAGAAGACUAGAAGAUCUGUAGAAGUAAUUUCCUACCUAUUUUUGACGUUUCUAACACUUUGAACCCAUUGAAAUAGUAUAUCAUGUAAUUUCUUUCCAUCUGAUCAUUGUCUUAAACCAAUUUUAUUGCAAAUUAGCACAGAUACACAGGAAGCUGCCAUAUAUUGAGUCAGACCAUUGAUGAUCUAUCUAGCUCAGUAUCGUCUUCACAGACUGGCAGUGGCUUCUCCAAGGUUGCAGGCAGGAAUCUCUCAGCCCUAUCUUGGAGAAGCCAGGGAGGGAACUUGGAACCAGAGCGGCUCCAUCCCCUGAGGGGAAUAUCUUACAGUGCUCACACUUCUAGUCUCCCAUUCAUAUGCAGCCAGGGUGGACCCUGCUUAGCUAAGGUGACAAGUCAUGCUUGCUACCACAAGACCAGCUCUCCUCCUCCUACAAUUUAGAGGACAAUUUAUUAUUGUUGAUGUUAGUUGUUGUUAUCGUUGUUAUUCUUUAUUAUUUUGCAGAUCUUAAAAAAUGGAUUUGGCCAAUCACGGACUUAUUCUUCUUCAGCAACUUAAUGCUCAGAGAGAGUUUGGUUUCCUGUGUGACUGCACAGUUGCUAUUGGCGAUGUUUACUUCAAGGCACACAAAUCUGUCCUUGCCUCCUUUUCUAACUACUUCAAGAUGUUGUUUGUUCAUCAGAGCAGCGAAUGUGUCCGUUUAAAGGCAACUGACAUACAGCCAGAUAUUUUCAGCUAUCUCUUGCAUUUGAUGUAUACUGGGAAGAUGGCACCGCAGCUCAUAGAUCCUGUUCGAUUAGAACAGGGAAUAAAAUUUCUGCACGCAUAUCCACUGAUUCAAGAGGCUAGCCUUGCCAGCCAAGGAAACUUUGCACAUGCAGAACAAGUUUUUCCAUUGGCAUCUUCGUUAUAUGGAAUUCAGAUAGCUGAUCACCAGGCAAGAAAUCCCCCAAAGGCAGCUCCAGCAGCUGACAAGCCUGCGCGAGAACCAAGGCCACAGCCAUCCCGAGUCAACCAAGACAACCAGGUUCAUGAAGCCUCCCAACUGUCACAGUUACCACAGCCACCUCUGCCUCAAGUGCCCCAGGCAAAUAUGGCCCCUUCUGACCCACUGCAAUCUUCACUGUCUCCAGAACUGGUUUCAGCUGCUCCUCAUCCUUCUUCUCCAGGAGAUGAAACCAAUAUGGAAGCCUCUUCCUCAGAUGAUCAGCCUGCGUCCCUUACAAUAGCACAUGUCAAACCAAGCAUUAUGAAAAGGAAUGGAAGCUUCCCCAAAUACUAUGCUUGUCACCUUUGUGGUCGACGAUUCAAUCUGCGAAGUAGUUUGCGCGAACACCUCCAGAUUCACACAGGAGUGCCAUUCACCUCAAGCCAGCAUGGAGAAAGUAGUAUUUCCUUGUCUCUCUGUAAUAAUGCUCCUGAAAAAGAUGCUAUGGAAGUGCCUGAAGCUGGAAUGAUUAGUGAUAGUGAGAUGCAGCAAAUCUCAGAUUCACCAAUUAUUGAUGGGCAGCAGCAGGCAGAGACACCACCACCCUCUGACAUUGCUGACAUAGACAAUUUGGAGCAGGCAGAUCAAGAAAGGGAAGUUAAACGGCGAAAGUAUGAAUGUUCCAUCUGUGGACGCAAAUUCAUUCAGAAAAGCCACUGGAGAGAGCACAUGUACAUACAUACUGGCAAACCUUUCAAGUGCAGCACCUGUGACAAAAGUUUCUGCCGGGCCAAUCAAGCUGCUAGACAUGUAUGUCUAAACCAAAGCAUGGACACAUAUACUAUGGUAGACAAGCAGACUCUGGAACUUUGUACUUUUGAGGAAGGUAACCAAAUGGACAACAUGUUGGUGCAAACUAACAAACCAUAUAAAUGUAAUUUGUGUGACAAAACGUUCUCCACGCCCAAUGAAGUUGUCAAACAUUCGUGCCAAAGCCAGAACUCUGUCUUUACUCUAGAAGAAGAUCGGUCCAUUCUGCUAGGUGGUGGGGAUGCUGAAACCACAGAGAGCGAUCACUCUGUUUUAGACUCUAUCAAAAAAGAACAGGAAGCAGUGUUGUUAGACUGACUGUGAAACUCAUAUCUUUUUUAAAAAAACAAACGUUUUACUCAUUUUUACUAAACCUCUCCUUCCUUUCCCUCCCUUCCUCUCCCCUCCCCCAAUCAGAACUACGUUGACAUGGAAGGAAGUCUGACUCUGUCCUUUUCCUGCAAAAAUAUAAAAUUAAUAAAGGGUAUUGUAUCAAAUCAUAACAAUUGAUUUUAAUACAGAAGAAAAUGUGUAAGGGUAACUUGGCUAACUAUGUGAUUAGUGCUAGGAAAUGCAUCUAUAACAGAUUCUCUGCAAGUUUGAGGCUGUUUAUAUACUUGAAUGCAGUGAGAUGCAAGAUGAGAGAAGGAACAAAACAAAAUAUAUUUAUAUUUAAGUACAAUUAUUUUCCUUCAUAACGUUGCCUUUAAGAGGAAGACUUUAUACAGCUCUAAGCUGUAUAUAGUUGUCAUUUUACAAAAGCUCAGAAAUUCCCUUAAUGAACCAAGGAAACUUUUAGUCUGGAGUUUUAAUGUUUUUUUAAUUUUGCUUUUGGUCAAGUGUUUGUUUCCGGCAAACUUCACUGAUGUUAUUAUCCAUUCAAAAAAUGUACUACUAAGGCUGUGACCCAACACACUGAUUUGGUAAUAAAUUUCUUUGAUAGAAGUGGGGCUUAUACUUCCAAGUAAAUGUGUUUAGGAUCAGAUUUUAAAAUAGCAGUAAUAAUGUGAUGGCAAUCGUUUUAUAUGCAUUAAAUUGUGUGUAUGUGUGAGUGUAUGUACUCCAGCUAUAUGCAGGUAAAUUUAUGCAUGCACCUUUCUCAAAACAAACCAGCCAGCUCUUUUGAAGAAUAAUUAAGCAGCAUUUAAUGUCUUAACAAAUUGGUCCUUUUUACAAGUUAUUUAAAUUGGUCCAGGGUGUAUGCGUUUUUUUAAUCCUGCCAAAUGGAAACAAAUGGAUGAUAAUGAGUGCUGGUCAUCCAAAACAUGGAGGGGACCAGAGAUUAAAGAAUUGUACAUAGUGAGUCCUAUGCUAAGCAUGCAGGAAUAAUAGAUUUAAGCCUUUCCCCACUCACAGAAAGAGGAAAAGUAUUUUGGCUUAUUCAUCAAAUUAGUAAUCUUGAGUUUACCUGAUAAACCUGUAGGAGUUAAGGGAAAGGGAAUCUGGUCUUUUGUUAAUUAUUGGCAUCCUCUUGCAACACAACAAAAUGCAAGAAGAAUAAUGAAAAUACAUCAUGGUUGGUUUUCAGCAGCAGGAGUAGAAAGCUGUAUGUUCUUCAUGUUCUGUUACUUUAGGCUCCAGUUGGGAAAGUAUGCAAAAAUUAAAAAGAACGUAUUGUACAUUCAGUUUCUGCUCAGGAUUGUACUGUCUGCCAAACUUAAAAUCAAGUUGCUGAUUUUUAACUCUUUUUAAAAUAUAUAUAUAUAGAUAUCUGAAUAUUCUCCAAUAGUAUAUAUUAAAAAAAACCUACAUUGACAGGAGUGAGUCCUUUAAAUAGUAAUUUGUACUGGUGGGAAUGUUUCCGUAAGCAGAAGCAUCCCUCCAGAAAUUGAGGCAGUGUAUGUUUUGAUAAGGGAGAGAGAGGCAGAUCCAACUCUGCUCUUGUAUUUUAUUUGCGUAUCAAUGUUUUUUUUGAGUAUCAUCCUAUUUUGUGUCUAGUUACGUUCUCCAGUUUGUAAGUUUUUAUACAUUAUUUCACAUAAUAAACAUGGUAUAAAAUGAAA